Strongylocentrotus purpuratus (purple sea urchin) is the source of this 654-nucleotide messenger RNA. Its product is annotated as tyrosine-protein kinase receptor Tie-1-like. The transcript is spliced from 4 exons. Lineage: Eukaryota; Metazoa; Echinodermata; Echinoidea; Camarodonta; Strongylocentrotidae. The coding region runs from base 1 to 597 and encodes 198 amino acids. The record is from RefSeq and is a predicted model, not a curated record.
AUGGCUAAGUUCACAUCGAGUGAUGGAUUGUUUACAAAGACAGUCAAUGUGAAUGAGACCGGAGUGAUGAUCAGCAUGACUAGACGUUAUGAUCCCGAUGCGAGUGACAACGUGAUUACUUGGAUGAAAGAUGGAAUAGAGGUUCUUACAUCAUUUGAUGGGCAGACUCAGAUCAGCUUCCCAAACCCAAUCCAGACAUCAGACCAAGGAAUCUAUGAGAUCUACUAUAAUAACGAGAGGAAUCAAAAUAGAGGAGGAUUAUACAGACUCAUCGUCAGAGAAUGCCCUGCUGGUAAGUGGGGUCCCCCUGAGUGUUAUGGUAUCUGUGAUAAAUGCUACAAUGGUGGAGUCUGUGAUGACAAGUCUGGCCUGUGUAUCUGUCCUAACAACUUCAAGGGAACGAAUUGUUUAGAAAUUUGUAGAAAUGAUGGUGGAAAUCGAUUUGGAUUGAAGUGCGAGUUUCAAUGUUCAUACCGCAAUGCUGCCACACAAUGUCAUUGGAAUCUUUUUUGCCUACCUGAUCCUUAUGGAUGUUCAUGUGAUGUCGGUGCUCAUGGUCUUACAUGUAACACACGUAAGUCUUCCGAAGUUAUUUGAUUGUGCUCAACUUCUAAUAGUGACAUUAUAUAGACCAUACAUAGCACAGACACUAAU